CAACGCGAUCAGCAACAUGGCAUCUGAAACAGCGGCUACUGUAGUCCAGACACUCAGUUAGAUUACAUCACUUCAGAUUGACGAACUGAAAGAGAUUACGCCAACACCACAGAUUUAAAAGAAAAGCCGCAAUUGCCUCGUGAAGUACUGGUUUGAAAUCCAACAUCAGUGGUUCCUUCUAGUCAUAAUUAUGGCCAGCGGAGAUGAUGAUGAUCCAAUUAUACAAGAGAUUGAUGUGUACCUGGCCAGAAGUCUUGUGGACAAGCUGUAUUUAUUCCAGUACCCAGUGCGUCCUUCUUCUAUGAGCUACAAUAAUGUGACCCACUUGGCAGCCAGAAUUAAACCUAAACAGCAAAAGGUUGAACUUGAGGUUGCCAUGGAUACCAUGAGUCCAAACUACUGCCGCAGUAAAGGGGAGCAGAUCGCACUUAAUGUGGAUGGCACUUCUUCUGAGGACUCCAACACUUACUCCACGAAAAUGAUGGACAAGCAAAUAUUUUCAUCAAUCCAAGCAACCACAAAUACAUCCCGCUACGCUGCAGCUGUGUUUCAUAAAGGAGAGCUUCACCUCACUCCACUGCAAGGUAUCCUUCAGAUGAGACCAAGCUUCACCUAUUUGGACAAAGCUGACACAAAACAUAGAGAAAGAGAGGCAGCCAAUGAAGCUGGAGACUCCUCUCAGGAUGAGGCAGAAGAUGAUGUUAAACAAAUCACUGUGAGGUUUUCCCGACCUGAAUCAGAGCAGGCCCGUCAGCGGCGCGUUCAGUCUUACGAGUUCCUGCAGAAGAAACAGGCUGAAGAACCCUGGGUUCACCUGCAUUACCAUGGUAUAAAGGAUGGGCUUUCUGAGCAUGAGCGGCAGUAUCUUUAUUGCCAGGCCAUGGAUACCACAGAGAACACAGAGCUUGUGAAAACCCCACGUGAAUAUCUAUCCAUGCUUGUGCCUCCUGUGGCUGAAGAAAAAGUUGUCAAGCCGAUGGGUCCCAGCAACGUACUCUCCAUGGCCCAACUGCGCACACUGCCCCUGGGUGAUCAAGUCAAGACGCUUAUGAAGAAUGUCAAAGUGAUGCCGUUUGCCAAUCUGAUGGGGCUGCUUGCAUCAGGAACAGACUCCACUGCAGUGCUGCGCUGCAUACAGCAGGUGGCGCUGCUUGUCCAGGGGAACUGGGUGGUCAAGAGUGAUGUGCUGUAUCCUAAGAACACCUGCAGUUCACACAGUGGCGUUCCUGCUGAAGUGCUCUGUCGGGGUCGAGACUUUGUGGUGUGGCGAUUCACCCUAGAGCGAACCCUGAUGAGAAAAGAUGUUGCUGCUACUAUAAAGCUGCCCCCAGAGGAUGUGAAGGAUUUCUUAGAGCAGAUGUCUGUUCCUAAAUUAAACAGAGGCUGGGAGUUCCUGUUGCCUACAGACCAUGACUUCAUCAAAAAGCACCCUGAUGUGGCUCAAAGACAACACAUGCUUUGGCUAGGCAUUCAGUCUAAGUUGGAAAAAGUUUUUAACUUCUCAAAAGAGGACUUCAUGCCCAAAACGGAUGCUCAGAUGGAGCCUGUUCACGUGAGUGGGGAGCAGCGUCUCAAAGCUGCCAGGGACAAUGCUCGGGAGAACCACGGCACUAUGCAGAGGGAACUGGACGCUCGUAGAUUAAAGGCAUCCAGACUCCCGGGGGCCUCCUGUGAAGCCAGCACCCCAGUGCAAGUAAAACGGGAGCACAUGAGUGACUCUGAAGAGCCCAUGGACACCUCAGGCUCUCUCACAAAUGGCUCCAUCAACGGUUACCUGAACUCUACAUCUCCAAUUAUGGACCCUCAUAAUGGACAUGGGACCGGCAACGCGCCCACCCCUGAGCUCCAGCACUUUGUGCGAAACACUUUCCUAAAGCAGUAUGUGCUGUGUCUCAGUGAACUGAAGAGGCUAUUUAACCUACAUUUGGCCAGCUUGCCCACGGGUCACUCCGUGUACGGCCAUGUGACAGACCGUAUGCUGCAGGACACCAUCCUCCUGAGCCAGUGCAAACAGAUCCUGGUGCCUUUUCCUCCUCAGAGCAGUGCCACCGCAGAUGAGCAGAAAGUGUUUGGCCUUUGGGAGAGCGGAGAAACCUUUGACAAGCACCGUCAGGUUCUGUUUGAGAUCUUCACGAAGAACUAUCGAGUCAGGAGGAACGUGAUCCAGUCUCGUCUCACACAGGAACUCGGCGAUGCUGUCACCAAAACAGAUGUGGAUAGACUGCUCAAGGAAUGCUGUACAAGCUCAGGAGGGAUGUGGUACCUGAAGGGUACUGUACGCUCCUGACAGGAAUAGGAGGAGCCCUGGGGAUCUCGUCAAUCAACUCAACUCCCUUAGAGUUUAAUGAGAGUAAACUUUGCACAUGGAGGCAGAGCAGACACACAAACCAGUCACUGCCCUCGGCUGAUGAAGAACAGGGCAGGGGACAUCCAUCCACUAUUUUGGAUCACCUGCAUAAGUUAACCCUUCAUAGCGCAAAAACAAGUGUAUUCGAGACCACGUCUGGUCCAAACACAUUACCAUCUCAGAAAAAGGGCUGAAGAUCUGUGUAAUCCUUAGAAAGUGUUUCAGGGAAAAUGAAGUGUAAAGGAGAUGUAUGCUGAAUGCGUACCUGGACUAUCAAUUAAUUGGGUUUUCUUUUGGUUCUGUUUUUUAUGACCUAUUAUGAAAGUAGUUAUUACAAAUAAAGAUGAGAGGAGAUGAGAGUUUAGCUGAUUUUAUCCCGUUUGUGGUCUUUGCUCUUGUUUAGGACAUUUAGUUGGCUGGGGAAAAAAAUAGGAUGUUUUGGUUUAAUAACUACCCUUGAUUUUAUAGCAUAUUGGGUAUUUCUUGAAUUACUGUUGUUAUUAUUUUUUCUUUGCCCCACAUUGAAGCAUGGACAUACUGUAAUCCGAAGAAGUAAAAGGGUGCAAAUACUGGAUACUAACAGGUUUGAAAGGGCACUAGAUCAUGUCAAAUAAAUACUCUGAACUUCAUGCUUUGUUGAAAUGUUAAUUUCUCUGCUGUCAUUGGGUCAAAUGAAGACCGUAAAGCUGCCCAUUCACACUCUGCACUUUAGUGCCCUUUGUGAAAUGUUUACAUCACUUCUUAAAUAUAUCCGUUGAACCCCACAGCUCUUGUCAACCAAAAAUGGUUCUCGAUUGACAAUAGAAAUUGCAAGCAGUUUAGAUUAAAGAAGAUGAAUGCUGACAACCUGUUUUGUGCAUCCUUAAUUUUUUGAUUUUGUUGCAUUUUUGAGGAUAAAGUUGGACCUGAAGGUUAAUUUGGAUCAGAAGCUGGAAUAAGAAUUGGAAGCUUAUUGCUAGAGUCCCUGAAUGUCAUUUGCAGUUGUGUUUGAUCAAGUAUAUUAUAUUUAAGUGGCACUUCAUCACAUAUGUCAUUCAUUUCAGAGUAGUUAAUGCAUUCGGACUUCAUGAACAAUUGAAUUUCUUAGGAAAUUUUAAUAUUUUGCCUCCACUGUAAUAAUGGUUUACUUAACCAAGUAAUGGUUUACUUUAAUUUAAUUCACCUAAAUAUGUAAAUUUACUUUCAAACCCAUUUGAAACCCUUUUUUUUUUUUUUUUUGCAUGGAAGAAAUUGAGGCUAAAAAGAAAACACUAUGGGCUUGGGAUGGCAUAUGUAAAUGAUGACAGAAUUUUCAUUUUUGGGGGAAUUGUUCCUUUAAGAGGGAAUGUCAUCAAUACCAAAAC
Myxocyprinus asiaticus (Chinese sucker) is the source of this 3690-nucleotide messenger RNA. RefSeq names its product DNA-directed RNA polymerase III subunit RPC5-like. Gene Ontology annotation, cellular component: RNA polymerase III complex; nucleus. NCBI's taxonomy places the organism in Eukaryota, Metazoa, Chordata, Actinopteri, Cypriniformes, Catostomidae. The record is from RefSeq and is a predicted model, not a curated record. The transcript has 21 exons. Gene Ontology annotation, biological process: DNA-templated transcription. The coding region runs from base 191 to 2287 and encodes 698 amino acids.